Messenger RNA from Culex pipiens pallens (northern house mosquito), 3189 nucleotides. RefSeq names its product TBC1 domain family member 16 (gene TBC1D16). Gene Ontology annotation, biological process: activation of GTPase activity. The transcript is spliced from 7 exons. The record is from RefSeq and is a predicted model, not a curated record. Gene Ontology annotation, molecular function: GTPase activator activity. The coding region runs from base 542 to 2929 and encodes 795 amino acids. Gene Ontology annotation, cellular component: early endosome. NCBI's taxonomy places the organism in Eukaryota, Metazoa, Arthropoda, Insecta, Diptera, Culicidae.
CACUAUCAUCGCUCGGAACAGUGAUAUCCUUUACCCGCAGCUGCUGUCGCACAGCCGAAUGUCCUUCCAUCACAGUGAGUUGGUACGCCGCGAGAAAACAUCAUCACCGCGUGACGUGAACGUGAAGAAUUAAUCGAUAAUCGCGUGACGUGAAAAUCGAAAUCGGGUGAAAAGUGGUUGAAUUUUCGAGCGAAUAAAGAGGGUUUUGACCUGCGGAAAAUUGGAUUAAAAUUGUUCACUUUGUGCGGAAGUUUUCACGCAGGAGAAAAGAAAGAAAAGUGAUGUGAGAAAAACGCAGAGGAAAAGCAUUCGGGGGCUAAGGCGCAGCCACACGCAUUUUAUGGCAGUAUUUUUCCUACAAAUCUAGUUACCCAGUGGUUUCCGCAAAUCUUGCAAUACAAAAACGUAAUCGUGAAACGCUCUUAGCCUACUGCUUGAAUCAGCAAGCUUUCCCUUAAAAGUUGGGAAGUUACUUUAGUCAUAGCAGCAACUUGCUUGGAUUAUACAAUUAGAGGAACGAUACUAACCAUAAGAUCUCAAAAUGCCCAUCGUAAGCAUUCUGAAGCGCGCGUCCAGUUACAUCAUGGGCAGUGACGAGGACGGCGAUGAGGGCAACAACGAGAUGGUGUACGAGGACAACGAGGUCCUGUUCUGCAAGAACAACAUUUGCGUCCAUCCACCGGCGGUGAUUCGGCAGGAAUCCGAUGUGCUGCACUAUCCGGGCUAUUUGACCGUAACCACAAAGACUUUUAUCGAUCAGUAUAACAAUGCAAAGCGACCAACGCUGUUUCUCACGUGGAUCCCGAACUCGACGUUGAGAAAGUGUCCGUCGACGGUGGAGAAUGUGGGGUUUUUCAGGUGUAACAGCUUGAGUGAGAACAAACUAAAGUUACAUCAACAGCACGAACAGCUUAAAUUGCAACAGAAGGAACAACUUCAAAAGGGCGAAGGACUUGCAGGUCACUCCGUUCCGGAAAAGCCCGGUGAAAAUCCGUUCGUCACGACGAUCAAGAUCGCAAACACAAAUCCAUUCCUGGAACCGUACAACGACACACUGGCGCAGACUUCGAGCGAUGCCAAGUCGAUGAACUGCUCGGACUACUCGGAAACCAUCAGCAUCAGUUCCAGCUCGGACAAGGCCAGUCUCUGCAACAGCAACGAAUACAGCCGUGAAGACGUGCACGACGACGAAGAAGACGAAGGCAUCAUAACCUCCGAGACGAACAUGUCCACCAGCAUCGUCGAAGAGUCUACCGAAGAGCAGGAAUUGAAAACCGAACUUCAACCGUUGAUCGAAACGGAAGAAAGCGCCAAAGCGGCCAGCUCCGCCAAGGUGUUACCCUCGCAAACUUCGGUCACCUCGGUCAACAUCACGAUCGCCAGUCCACACAUCCAAAACGUAGACAUUCCACCCCCGGACGCCGUCCUUCCGCCCAACGAGCGCUUCAUGCGAUCCCUGUCCGUGUCCUCAAGCGACGAAAACAACCCCAACUGGAUGUCCCCCGAGCUCCUCGCGUACAAGCACAAUCUGGCCUUCCCGGAGAGUGCUUCCGCGUCGCCGAUCGUCAACCGGAAGACCCCGCUCAAGUGUCGAAGGUUCUCGGUGGACCUUAGUCAGAUGCGUGCGCUGAGGCUGUUCUUCAACGACGAGAACUGCACGUCCGGACAGUUGGUGAUUGCGUCCCGUGAGUCGCAGUAUAAGAUACUGCACUUUCACCACGGCGGGCUGGACCAUCUGGCGCAGGUGCUGCACCAGUGGCACUGCUUGCUGCACAACAUUAAGCUGGCGCCGGGCCAAGACGAACCGAACCAGCCGUACCGCCAGUUCAUGGUGUGCCGUCCGGAGGUGCGCAAGUCCGAACUCCACCCCGAGGAGAACAAGGUCAACAAGAUCACCACCGACUACUUUUACGGCACGUUGCUCAACGAGAAGGGCCAAAUCGAGGACGACCUGCAGCUGCGCAAGUGCGUCUUCUUUGGCGGCCUCGAGAAGAGCCUGCGCAAAACGGUGUGGCCGUUCCUGCUGCACUGCUACAGCACCAGCUCGACGUUCGAGGACCGGGCGGCGCUGGCGGAGAUUCGCCGUCAGGAGUACGAGGAAAUCACCCGGCGGCGGCUGUACUCGAUGUCCCCGGAGGCGCAGGCCCAGUUCUGGCGUACGGUUCAGUGCGUCAUCGAGAAGGACGUGGUGCGUACCGAUCGUGGGAAUCCGUUCUUUGCCGGCGAGGACAACCCGAACAUUGACACGAUGAAGAACAUUUUGCUGAACUAUGCGUUCUACAACCCGGGAAUGUCUUACACGCAAGGGAUGAGCGACCUGCUGGCACCGGUUCUGUGCGAAAUCAAAAACGAAUCUGAAACGUUCUGGUGCUUUGUGGGACUUAUGCAGCGGGCAAUCUUUGUCUGCACACCAACCGACAACGACAUUGAUCGAAAUUUGUGCUACCUGAGGGAAUUGAUACGAUUGAUGGUUCCUAGUUUCUACAAGCAUCUACAAAAGCACACCGACGCCAUGGAAUUGCUGUUUUGUCAUCGCUGGAUACUGCUCUGCUUCAAGCGCGAAUUUACGGAAGCCGUGGCCAUCCGGAUGUGGGAGGCGUGCUGGUCCAAUUACCUGACCGACUACUUCCACCUGUUUCUGUGUUUGGCCAUCAUCGCGGUGUACGCCGACGACGUGAUUGCUCAAGAUUUGCGCACCGACGAGAUGCUGCUGCACUUUAGCUCGUUGGCCAUGUACAUGGACGGUCAGCUGAUCCUGCGCAAGGCCCGCGGUCUGCUGUUCCAGUUCCGCCAGUUUCCGAAAAUUCCGUGCACACUGUCUGGCCUCUGCAAGCGGUGCGGCCCCGGCAUGUGGGACUCGGGCCACCAUCCGUCGAUCGAGUGCAUCGGCCACCUGGACCACGAAACGUGUGCGCUCGCCGUGGAUUAAAGGAAUUGAUUUUUUUUAAAGAGGAAAGUGUGUGAUUGUGAUGUGAGAGAAGAGAGAUCUGAUGCUUUAUUUUUAUUAGUUUAGCACUAUGAAAAAACAAGAGAAGAAUUAAUCGAUUUAGACACAUGCAGCAACUGCUUCGUAGAUAAGAUUAUUUAUUGCAAAAUCAAACCAGAAAACUCUUUAGCUCUCCAAAAUAGUCGUUAUUUUACUGUUGAACGGAUAAAAAGACAAGCACUUUAAGCUAUAGUAUGAUGAGU